UUCUUCAUUAUUUUUAAUUCAAGAAAAUUCAAAUGAAAGGUUUCGGCAACUCAACGAUUAUCAUUCCUAUUUCUCUUUGUUUUAUUUUCAUAUUCAUUUAUCAUUUCAAAAACGUGCUUGCGGCUCCUACAACUAGGCAUUUUCUGUGUAGUCCCGAACAAAGGGAUGCACUUCUCGCUUUCAAAAACGAGUUUCAUAUUGGGAAGCCUAAUCCUGAUUGUAUGGGUUAUAGCAUCGAAUCUCAUCGGAAGACAGAGUCAUGGGGGAAUAACAGCGACUGCUGUACUUGGAAGGGUAUCACGUGCAAUGCCAAGUCCAGAGAAGUGGUUGGGCUAGACCUUCGCUGCAGCUUUCUCCAUGGCCGGUUUCAUUCCAAUAGCAGUCUUCAAAACCUUCCUUUUCUAACCACUCUUGACCUUUCAUUUAAUGAUUUUUAUGGUCAAGUCCCGUCUUUGAUUGGAAACUUUCCUCAUCUCACCACUCUCAACCUUUCUAUGAAUCAACUUUCGGGUCAGAUUCCAUCUUCAAUUGGAAAUCUUUCUCAUCUUACAACUCUCCGCCUUUCGGGAAAUAAUUUUAGUGGUCGGAUUCCAUCUUGGAUUGAAAAUCUUUUUCAUCUUACCUCUCUCCAACUUUCGCUUAAUAAUCUCAGUGGUCGAAUUCCAUCUUGGAUUGGAAAGCUUCCUCAUCUCACCGUUCUCAUCCUUGAGGAAAACAAUCUCGCUGGCGAAAUCCCAUCUUCAAUUGGAAACCUUUCUCAUCUCACCCUUCUCAGCCUUUCGGGAAACAAUCUCGUUGGCGAAAUCCCAUCUUCAAUUGGAAACCUUUCUCAACUCACCUAUCUCAGCCUUUCGGGAAACAAUCUCGUUGGCGAAAUCCCAUCUUCAAUUGGAAACCUUUCUCAACUCACCGAUCUCAGCAUUUGGGAAAACAAUCUCGUUGGUGAAAUCCCAUCUUCUUUUGGCAAUCUCAACAAGAUGAACUUCUUUCAUGCAAGUCAAAAUGCUUUCACAGGAACUAUCCCUUCUUCUCUCUUCACCAUUCCUUCUUUGACAUAUAUUAUAUUGAGUGAUAACCAACUCAACGGCACUCUUGAGUUUGGUAAUACUUCUUCACUGUCUAACCUAAAAUGGUUAGUCAUUGGCAACAACAACUUCAAAGGGCCAAUCCCGAGAUCCAUUUCCAAAUUUGUCAACCUCUCAGGACUUGAACUUUCUCAUUUCGACACCCAAGGCCGCCUAGUUGACUUUAGUAUCUUCUCGCCUCUCAAGUCCCUCAUGUCUCUUGACCUAUCCUAUUUGAACUCCACCACUACGAUUGACUUGUAUGAUAUCUUAUCAUAUUCCAAAAGCCUCUCUCACUUAGAUCUCUCAGGCAACCAUGUUUCAACAACAAACAAAAGUUCAGUUUCAAAUCCCCUUUCACAAGAGAUAGAUUCUUUGAGCUUAUCAGGCUGCGGUAUCACCGAGUUUCCAGCAGAGCUCCUAAGAACCCUACAUGGAAUGGGAUUUCUAGACAUUUCCAACAACAAAAUCGAAGGUCAAGUCCCUGCCUGGUUAUGGACUCUACCAAACUUGAGGUACGUGAAUCUUUCCAACAACACUUUCAACGGUUUCCAAAGAGCAAAGAAGAAACAAGGACUAUCCUCUGUCCGGAAACCAUUUGUGAGUUACUUUCUUGGCUCCAACAACAACUUCACUGGCAAGAUUCCUUCUUUCAUAUGCGAGUUUCGUUCUCUAGACACUCUUGAUUUAUCUGAAAACAACUUCAACAGUUCAAUCCCUCAUUGUUUGGUAAAUCUCAAUAAUACUCUUUCAGUUUUAAACCUUCGUCAAAAUAAUCUUAGUGGAGGUCUUCCAGAGCAUAUAUUUGAAAGUCUAAGGUCGUUCGAUGUCGGUCAUAACCAACUUGUGGGAAAGCUUCCAAGAUCUUUGAUCCGUUUCUCAACUCUUGAAGUUUUGAACGUGGAAAGCAACAAAAUCAACGACACGUUUCCAUUCUGGUUAGGUUCUCUACAAAAGCUACAAGUUCUUGUCCUUCGCUCCAAUGCAUUCCAUGGACCAAUACAUCAAGCCUCCUUCCCUCAGUUGCGAAUCAUCGACAUAUCACAUAAUCACUUCGAUGGAACUUUGCCUUCGGAAUACUUUGUGAAGUGGAGUGCUAUGUCAUCACUUAAGCCCGACGAGGAUCACUCUUCCGAAAAGUACAUGAGAGGGGGAUCACGCUAUUACUAUGAUUCAUUGGUUUUGAUGAAUAAAGGUGUAGAGAUGGAGCUAGUACGUAUUUUAAAAAUCUACACAGCAAUCGACUUUUCAGGAAACAGAUUCGAAGGAGAGAUUCCAAAGUCCAUCGGUUUAUUGAAAGAGCUUCAUGUGCUCAACUUGUCAAACAAUGCUUUCACUGGCUGCAUCCCUUCCUCUAUGGGGAAUCUGAAAGCUCUCGAUUCGCUGGACGUUUCCCAAAACAAGCUUUCAGGAGAAAUUCCACAAGAGCUAGGGGAGCUCUCAUUCCUUGCGUACAUGGACUUCUCUCAUAACAAGCUUUCAGGCCUAGUACCAGGGGGCACUCAGUUUCGGACGCAACGUUGCUCUUCUUUCGAGGGAAACCUGAGACUUUUUGGCCUUUCUUUUGAUGAAAUUUGUAGAGAUGCUCACACGCCAGCCACAAAAGUAUAUGAAACGUCGGAAUCAGAGGAAGAAGACGAAGAGGUGAUUAGUUGGAUAGCAGCUGCAAUAGGAUUCACACCUGGUAUUUCCUUUGGAUUUGCGAUUGGAUACAUAUUGCUUUCCUACAAACCAAAGUGGUUUAUGAACCCUUUCGGUCGAAACAAUCGUAGAAGGAGAAGCACUCCAACUCAUUAGAGAGAGGGUGUCCAUGAUAACAACAAGAAUGAGGCAUGAGAGAGAGAUGAAGAUCAAUUCUAUCUGCAUUUAUGGUUUGAAACGUUUAAGAGCUCUCAUUGCUUCUCCAUUAUUCAACAAGGAUGGACACUUCAGGUGCCUCAUCAAAACUAGCAAAGAUCUCUCUUUUUCUCAAGUGUUUGUCUAGUUAAUAAAUUUCUUAGCGCAUUUUGCUUGUGAAUAAGUGAACCAGAAGAACAUGUACGAUCUUUGGAAUGUUUUAAAGCUUUUAGUUUAAUGUCUA
Molecule: messenger RNA, 3144 nt
Organism: Camelina sativa (false flax)
Lineage: Eukaryota; Viridiplantae; Streptophyta; Magnoliopsida; Brassicales; Brassicaceae
Source: RefSeq, a predicted model, not a curated record